Engraulis encrasicolus (European anchovy) is the source of this 2379-nucleotide messenger RNA. It is a transcript of the gene bmper, whose product is annotated as BMP binding endothelial regulator. NCBI's taxonomy places the organism in Eukaryota, Metazoa, Chordata, Actinopteri, Clupeiformes, Engraulidae. The record is from RefSeq and is a predicted model, not a curated record. Bases 1 to 2334 code for a protein of 777 amino acids. Gene Ontology annotation, molecular function: protein binding. The transcript is spliced from 18 exons. Gene Ontology annotation, cellular component: extracellular region.
AUGGCAGAGGUCUUUAAAUCCCCUACUUUGCUCUACUCCACUCCUGGGCUCCACUCCACUCUACCCUGGUGGCUGCGGUGCGAUUCUUCCAAGGAAUCGUCCAAAGAAGGCAAGAAGGAAUCUUCGAAAGAAAGCAAGAAGGAAAGCUCCAAAGAAGCGGGGAAGGAGGGGAAGGAAUCCAAGAAGGCGACGUCCAAAGAAGCCAAAGAGUCCUCGAAGGAAGCUAAGGAGUCAUCGAAAGAGUCCAAGUCGUCUUCCAAGGAAGCGAAGGAGGCGAAGGAAGCUAAGGAGGCGUCCAAAGAGGCCAAGUCAUCUUCCAAGGAAGCGAAGGAGGCGAAAGAGUCAAAGAAAGAGGCCAAGAAGGAGUCCAAGAAGGAGUCUGGUGCAAAGGAUUCUGGGAAGGAAGCGGCCGCCAAGGAGGAGGGCAAGGAUACUCUGAAGGAGCCGACGAAGAAUAAGAAGGUGGACUGCAAGCAGGAGAAAUGCCCUCAGAAUAAGAAGGUGGACUGCAAGCAGGAGAAAUGCCCUCAGGUGGCGGAGGACUGUGCUCUGGUGGUCAAGCAGACAGGAGCCUGCUGCGAGAGGUGCAAAGGAUGUUUCGAGGAAUGGGACUACAGCCAGGGGGUGUUUGUUACCGCCGAAUGUCAACAGGUAGAGUCGCUCUCGCAGCUUACUAAUGUGGAAGGGGUCAUCACUGAGGCCGAGAUGCAAUGUGUCGUGCACUGUAAGAACCCCAAGAUCCAUCCCAAGAAAUGCUGCCCGUCCUGCCCAGGAUGUAUCUUUGAGGGUCGUCUGUACAAGGAGAGGGAGGAGUUCCACCCGGAGGGAAAGCCAUGUAUCAAAUGCACUUGCACUGGAAGUCGUACGAUGUGCCACCGCGAGGUGUGUCCUGUUCUCUCCUGUCCACCUCAUCUGAGUCACACGCCAGCCGGACACUGCUGUCCCAAAUGCCUGGGCCAGAGGAAGGUUUUUGACUUGUCGCUGGGGAGCUGCCUGUUCCACAGCGAGGUCUAUGAGAACGGGACGUCCUUCAAGUACAACAACUGCACCACGUGCACCUGCAAGGAUUCCACGGUGGUCUGCAAGAGGAGGUGCUCCAAGCCAGGCAGUUGCCAUAGCGAUCAGGAGGGCUGCUGCGAUGAGUGCCUGUCUUACAUUAAGAUGGAGGAAGUGAAGUACUGUCGCGUCAAGAACAAAAUCUACAGGGAGGGGGACAGGUGGUCGGCUGUGAACUGCACUCUCUGCACCUGUGUGAAGGGCAACAUCCAGUGCCAGCCCAAGCAGUGUGUCCCCAUCACCAGCUGCCCAGCAAAUAAGAUACUGAAUCGAACCGGCUGCUGUCCCGUCUGCACUGAAAAGCCGGGUGUGUGUACUGUGUUUGGGGACCCGCACUACAACACGUUUGACGGGCGCACCUUCAACUUCCAGGGCACGUGUGAGUACGUGCUGACUAAGGACUGCUCCUCGGCCGCCAGCUUCCUGGUGCUGGUGAGGAACGACGCGCGCAGGACCAGAUCCUUCUCAUGGACCAAGUCCGUGGAGCUGCAGGUGUCAGGCCUGAGCGUCAGCCUUCAUCAGCACCUGACCGUGCGGCAUAACGGCACCCGCAUCGCGCUGCCCUUCCACAGCACCGGCGUCCACAUCGACCUGGACGGAUACCUCCUCAAGCUCACCGCCAUUGUAGGCCUGGAGAUCACAUGGGACGGGGACAGCUUUGUGGAGGUGGUCGCGGCCCCUCACCUGCGCGGACGCCUGUGCGGCCUCUGCGGCAACUACAACGGCCACAAGCGCGACGACACCAUCGGCGGCGACGGCGCCUUCAAGUUCGACGUGGACGAGUUUGCGGAGUCGUGGCGCGUGGAAGGGAACGAGGUGUGCACGCAGCCCCCCCGCCGGCCGACCUCCAUCCUCUGCCCCGGCUCCGUCAAGGUCAAGUUCCGGGCGCACCGCUCCUGCCAGAAGAUCAAGUCCUGGGAGUUCCAGAAGUGUCACCCUCUCGUGGAUUUCACCUCCUUCUACAGGUCGUGUGUGACGGACAUGUGUGAGUGCCCGCUGCAUAAGAACUGCUACUGCGAGUCCCUGAUGGCCUACAGCCGCGCCUGCGAGAGGGAGGGAGCCGUGGUGCUCUGGAGACCCGAGCAGAACUGCAUGACCACCCAGUGUAAACACGGCGCGGUGUACGACACGUGUGGCCCCGGCUGCACCAAGACGUGUGACAACUGGAAUGAGAUCGGCCCCUGCAGCAGGCCCUGCGUAGCGGGAUGCCACUGCCCCGCCAACCUGCUGCUGCACCACGGACGCUGCAUCAAGCCCACCGCCUGCCCGGGCCGAUGACACACGUGGCCAGGAGGGGGCGCCAGGGAACAACAACAACAACAA